Molecule: messenger RNA, 1832 nt
Organism: Chelmon rostratus (copperband butterflyfish)
Lineage: Eukaryota; Metazoa; Chordata; Actinopteri; Chaetodontiformes; Chaetodontidae
Product: T-cell surface protein tactile
Exons: 7
Coding region: 115-1602 (495 amino acids)
Biological process (GO): cell-matrix adhesion; inflammatory response
Source: RefSeq, a predicted model, not a curated record
UAGGUCAUCCUGUUCUCUGUCUCACAGUUUCUGCUCGACUCUUUAACCUCUGCUGACAGUCGACUGUUUCUGUCUUUGCAGAAUCCCUCAAUGGAUUCAGCCUGAUUGAUCGUAAUGAGUUUGGGGAGCUCAGACAUGGCUGGGGGUGCACUGGGAACGGCCUUUUCCCUCCUGCUCCUUGCCUCUAUUAUACAAGGGCUCCGGGAUGUUCAGAUGUUCCAUGAAGAAAAGAUGGAGGCAAUAGCGGGACAGGACGUUACGUUACCCUGCAUUAUAAAAAACAGCACUGGUCUCCAGAUCGUCAGUAUUGAAUGGAGGAAGAAUAGAAACGGAAACACAAAGCUGGCUCUGUACAGCUCAGCGUUUGGACGGAAACUGUUCUGGCCUAAUGUCACCUUGCAGAUUGAGAACAGGUCCAUAGGCUCCUACCUACACCUUUCAGGGGUGACAAAAUGGGACAGUGAUAUCUAUAUCUGUGACCUUACAACCUUUCCCCUGGGCUCCAUCAGGAGAGAAACAGAGCUGGAGAUCAAAGAUGCUGAAAUAAUAUGCGAUGUGGACGGCGCUGUUGAGGUGCAUGCCGGAGAAAAUGUGACCAUUAAUUGCACACGGCUCCCAAAUGUACAGUACAAGUGGACCAAGAACAAGAAGCUGGUGUCAGAGAAUGAAUCUCUGGAGCUCUCAUGGGUGACUGACACUCACACAGGGGUUUACACACUGACUGUCAGCACCGGAAACACAAGUCUGCACAAAGAGUUUAUCAUCACAGUGCUGACAGCAACCACAAGCUUGUCACACCGUGAUCUUGUGACAGUGUCACCGCAGUCUAAUGUAACUGAGGACGGUUUGGUCGAAACAACAGACAGCGGCAUCACCACAUCGCCCACCACCGGGUUUUCAACCACUGACACCAAGCGAACGGGCACCGGUGUGACAGAUGAUAAUCCAAACCCCACCAAUGCUACAAUCACAGCUGGAGAGCAUGUAACAUCUUAUAAAAAUCAUACACAUAUCAGCACCACAUCAUCUCCUGUCACACACACUGACCGCUAUCAUUUCAACAACUCCAAUCAGGAGAUAAACCCGACUCGCACUUUAAACACAUCCACUUUGCCUGACCAAUCAGUUGCCAGCUAUCAACCCACAACAUUAAGUAAUGGUAGCAAGGUGUUCAGACCAACACAAGAGACAAGGAACGAGUCUGUGCCGCAUACAGUGCAUCCAGUGGUCAACUCCUCAACCUGCCCGGAGGAAUCCAGCACCCUGGGAAGCAUUACAGAAAACUCUGGUGCAACCCCAACCCAGAGCAUUCUAAAUAUAAAGGCCUCUGAAGAUGAAGAUACGAAUGGUGUACGGAGUCAUCUGUUGUUGGUGUUAAUCAUCCUUCCAAUGCUGGUAUUGAUCGCGGUGGCCGGCCUCCUCUACAGGAAACAAAUUAUAAAGCAAAGGAUGGACCUGCCGCCUCCGUUCAAACCCCCUCCUCCACCAGUCAAGUACACAGCUGCAAGAAACAGUGAGAUUUCAGCCCAGCCCUUCCCCUCUUCAAGGUGUAACUCAGUAACACAACUUAAAGAUAUGAAACUGAGGUGUACUGAUGUAUAAUGCCUGAUGUAUUGCACAAUGACAGUUGAUGAUUUGCAUGCAGUAUUUAUGGGGAUAUAGCGGAAGUUGUGUCUUGCUUUGGGUACAUGCAGAAUUACUGAAUGUAUUGUUUCAGGUGGGUUCUUUGCUAUUGUGUAUAAAAUGUGCUCAUGGUUUCGUUUUUUGUUUCAGAUGUAUUAAAAUCCAUGAAAAAGUUAUAAUAUUUGAAAAUAAAAGCUGGUUGAAUUUGA